This is a messenger RNA of Lathyrus sativus (Indian pea), 2019 nucleotides long. NCBI's taxonomy places the organism in Eukaryota, Viridiplantae, Streptophyta, Magnoliopsida, Fabales, Fabaceae. The record is from the annotation of a GenBank genome assembly.
AUGGAUAAUCAUAUUAAUAUUCCUAUGCUCAUCUCUUUCUUUUUCUUCUUGUUACCACAACUAUCUCUAUCAGAUUAUGAUUAUUCCAUUUGUAGAGAUGCUGAUCACUUCUACAACUGUGGUCAUCUCUCCCACAUCUCGUAUCCAUUCUGGGGACAUAAUCGUCCUUUUCAAUGUGGCGCAGGAACUCCGUUUCACCUUAUUUGCAAUGAAAAAAGCGUUACUACCAUUCUAAUAUCCUCACAGAAUUUCACAGUACUUGAAAUCAACACCACAGCCUACACCAUCAAACUCAAAAGAACAGACUUUUCUCUGAAUCUCUGUUCGCCUCAAUUUAAUAGUAAUUCUUUGUUUUCACCUCUGUUUCAAAGUGUCAAUAACAUUAUCAUAUUCUACAACUGUACUUCCUCUCCAAUUUUACCUGCUGAAGAUUCUCUAUGUGGAGCUCCGAAUCGUGCAUUUGGUCAUGUUGCUCAUUCUGAUUAUGGCUAUGAGCAUAUAGAAGAAUCAAUGAAUUGUACGGGACAUAUUACAGUGCCAGUAGGUGCAGAUUUUCCUAUAAAGAACAAUAUUUAUGGUUAUUUUGAGCGUCAUGUUCUUGAAAAAGGUUUGGAUAAGGAGUUUGAGGUGAGUUACAGUGUGAAUGGGGAAUGUUUAGAUUGCUCCAAAAAUCAAGGAGAUUGUGAGUGGAAUGAUGAUAUUGAGAAACAGUUAGACUCCUCUUGCUAUUAUUGCCCAUAUGGUUCUAUUGCUUAUUCCGCAGACUGUUCAUCUUAUUACAAAAAUAAAAAUGCGAAGAGGAGACUCGUCAUUGUUGUUGGUUCUGUUGUGUUGGGAGCGUUUGCAGUGAUCGUAGCCAUAUAUUUCUUCUAUAAGCGCAGGAAGAAUAAAACUUAUGCAAAAUCAUAUGUACAGUCUCGCAGCCUCUCUUCUGAGCUCACUUCAAAGGAUCUUGAGAGUGGAAGUCAAUACUUUGGAAGAAGUCAAAACUUUGGAGUGCAACAUUUUACAUAUAGUGAACUUGAAGAAGCCACAAACUACUUUGAUCCGUCCAAAGAACUCGGAGAAGGAGGCUUUGGAACGGUGUAUUACGGAAAACUGUAUGAUGGGCGUAGUGUUGCGGUGAAGAGGUUAUUUGAGAACAAUUACAAAAGAGUUGAGCAAUUCAAGAAUGAAGUUGGAAUCUUGGCAUCAUUAGUCCAUCCAAAUCUUGUGUCUCUAUACGGAUGCACUUCACGCCACAGUCGCGAACUCCUACUUGUCUACGAGUAUGUUUCUAAUGGAACUGUCGCUGAUCAUCUCCGUGGUAAACACGCGAAACAAGGAAAGCUUACUUGGCCUGUUAGAAUGAAUAUUGCUGUGGAGACAGCAAGUGCGUUGAAGUAUCUUCAUAUUUCAGAAAUCAUUCACAGAGAUAUAAAAACAAAUAAUAUUCUUCUCGACGCUCAUUUUCAUGUCAAAGUAGCCGAUUUUGGACUCUCGCGCCUUUUUCCGUAUGAUCAAACUCAUGUUUCAACGGCUCCACAAGGGACUCCGGGUUAUGUGGAUCCCGAGUACCAUCAGUGCUAUCAACUUACGGAUAAAAGUGAUGUCUAUAGCUUUGGAGUUGUGAUGAUUGAGUUGAUAUCAUCUUUGCCUGCGGUUGAUAUAACGAGACAUAGGCAUGAAAUCAACUUGGCUAGCAUGGCACUCAACAGAAUUCAAAACCAAGCAUUGCAUGAAAUUGUGGAUCCUAUGCUCGAUUUUGAAUCAGAUGCUAAGGUAAAGAAAAUGAUAGUUGCCAUGGGCGAGUUAGCGUUUCAAUGUUUGCAAAGUUCGAAAGAUCUGAGACCUACCAUGGAUGAAGUGUUGGAAAGUUUAAAGGAUAUUCAAAAUGGCGGUAAGCAUAAAGGCCAACCCGAGGUAAUGGACAUUUCGAGUUUAUCUGAUGAUGCUGUGCUGCUGAAUCAUGCACCACCUCCACUAUCACCUGAUUCGAAUGUUCGGAGCAAUUAUACAACACCGAAUACUAGUACAUAA